Messenger RNA from Bubalus bubalis (water buffalo), 2909 nucleotides. It is a transcript of the gene ETV4, whose product is annotated as ETS variant transcription factor 4. Gene Ontology annotation, cellular component: nucleus. NCBI's taxonomy places the organism in Eukaryota, Metazoa, Chordata, Mammalia, Artiodactyla, Bovidae. The coding region runs from base 1762 to 2385 and encodes 207 amino acids. The transcript has 6 exons. Gene Ontology annotation, biological process: regulation of transcription by RNA polymerase II; cell differentiation. Gene Ontology annotation, molecular function: DNA-binding transcription factor activity, RNA polymerase II-specific; sequence-specific DNA binding. The record is from RefSeq and is a predicted model, not a curated record.
AACUGUCCCUUUUCAAUCAGCAGAUUUAUAUUUAGAUAAGAAGUAAGUGAGAUGUGCAGGUCCUUGCCUUCAGAUAGCUUGUGACUUGAUAGGAAAGUUAAGACAUUUCUUCCCAUUUCUAUUUAACGGGUGUUUGGGGGCUUACAUACCUACUGGGAUGAAAGUACUAUGCCAGGAGCAUGAGUGUGUGCAGUUGGUGGACACGGAUGAAUAGGACGUGUCAUUGGUCCCUGUCCCCACAGAAGCUUAAGAAAUACAAAGGGAUUUGAACGAGGAGAACAUGAACUUGAACUAGCCAGGCUCACACUUCCCAAUUGGAAGGCAGGGUUCAGGUGUGGCUGCCACAUCCUGUUUGAGCCUCCUAGUUGAAACAACCCACCUUCCUGGCCUGAGCUGGGGACUGGAAGUAGGGACUACUUUAAAUUCUAGCUCCACCUGGCUGUUGAUGGAAAUGAGAUGCACUCAGCCACGGUGUUCAUAAACAACAGCUACUGCUCAAAAGCCCAAGCAGCCAGGGAAAGGCCCAAGAAAUCUUGUCUUCUGUUAACACUGUUGUUCGUGUGUGUUAGUCACUCAGUAGUGUCCAACUCUUUGUGAUCCCAUGGAUUGUAGCCCACCAGGCUCCUCUGUCCAUGGGAUUUCCCAAGGCAAGAAUACUGGAGUGGGUUGCCAUGUCCUCCUUCAGGGGAUCUUCGGACCCAGGUGUGGGUUUGAACCCAGGUCUCCUGCAUUGUGGGCAGUUUCUUUAAAAUCUGAGCCACCAGGGAAGCCCCGAGUUAAUUAACAUUGUUACCAGCUCCGAAUUUGAGUUUAUCUGCCAACUUGCAUUAGAAAAAAAAAAUUUCAGAGUCUAGAUUAGGCUCAGAGCUGCCUAGAGUGUUUGAAUUUCCCUUUUCCUGGUGUCAGUCUUUUAGGGGUAGGGGCAUGAGCCCCACAUCCCCCAGGCUGCCUGAAUCAGAACCAGAAGGGAGCCCCUCUCCUCCAGCCCAGGGCCCUCCGCCUGAGCCCUGUCCCCGCAGUGAGGAGGAAGUAGCAGGGAGACGCUCUUGUCCGCUGACCUUCAAAGGAGGCAGACCGGAGGAGCUCCAGUUACAUGCCCUUGAACUCCUGCCCCUCCCCCUUCAGCUUCCUCUGAAUGGAGUCAGGAAUUCCAUUCACAAAAUGGAGGCUCGAAUGAGCCCACCCUCCCGCCUCCUCCCGGAGGUGUCAGGUUUCACCAUCUCAUUCAUAAGUGGGAGUGAAGGGGGUAGGGCAGGAAGGGGCUGGCACUUGACAGGCUGGCUGCACUACAGUGUCCUCGAGGUGGGGUGUCAAUCCUGUGGAAUGGAAUGAAAUAGAGUGGACUGUUUUACUGUCGGAGCUGGAAACAGAGGGCCGGGCCGGGUGUGCCCACUGCCUUUUCCACAAAUAGAUACAUAUGUUUCUUCUCCCUGCCCCCACACCCCUUUCCUCCCUCCCUCACACCCGCACUGGGCUGGAACCUGCCCUGCUGACCGGACGUCAGCCCAUUCCAGGGGAAUCUUAGCCUGGGACACCGAACCCUUUCCCCGGAGGUUCAUCUCUACCUUCCUCCUCCUCCCCUCUAAACUCACAGGAAACAGCUGCUCCUGGAAUCCGGGGCCUUGUGGAGCAGCUUUGCUGGGCCUCAGCUGCUGCCAUCCAGGCCGUCUGGCCCAGCCCUCAAGCUGAGGGCUUCGAGCCUGACACUCCCUCUGGGUGAACUUCCCCCUGGGACCUGGGGAUGUCCCUGGGUAUGCCUCAAUGUACCUUCACACAGAGGGUUUCUCCGGGCCCUCUCCAGGUGACAGAACCGUGGGCUAUGGCUAUGAGAAACCUCUGCGACCAUUCCCAGAUGAUGUCUGUGUCGUCCCUGAGAAGUUUGAAGGAGACAUCAAGCAGGAAGGGAUGGGAGCCUUCCGAGAGGGACCACCCUACCAGCGCCGGGGUGCCUUGCAGCUGUGGCAGUUUCUGGUGGCCCUGCUCGAUGACCCGACGAAUGCCCACUUCAUUGCCUGGACCGGCCGGGGGAUGGAGUUCAAACUAAUUGAGCCUGAGGAGGUUGCCAGGCUCUGGGGUAUCCAGAAGAACCGGCCAGCUAUGAAUUACGACAAACUGAGUCGCUCACUCCGAUACUACUACGAGAAAGGCAUCAUGCAGAAGGUGGCUGGCGAGCGUUAUGUGUACAAGUUUGUGUGCGAGCCCGAGGCCCUCUUCUCUCUGGCCUUCCCGGACAAUCAGCGUCCAGCUCUCAAGGCUGAGUUUGACCGGCCGGUCAGUGAGGAGGACACAGUCCCUUUGUCCCACUUGGACGAGAGCCCCGCCUACCUCCCAGAGCUGGCUGGCCCUGCCCAGCCCUUUGGCCCCAAGGGUGGCUACUCUUACUAGCCCUUCGCAGCUGCUCCCCUGCCGCUGGGGCUGCUGCCUGUGUACAUAGUUGAAUUUGGUGUCGGGGAAACCCCCACUCCGAAACCCACAGAUGUCUUUGGAGUAGAUCUCCUCUGCCCAUCAGUCACUCCGGCCCAGACUCUGAGCUGCUCCCCAGAACCGAUGGGAAGGGAAAGGGGAGACUUCAAGCGUGAAGGUGUAGCGUCUGGGAAAUUCCAAUGGGGGCCUCACCUCUGGCCUUUCUAGGUAGGUCCUGCUUAGAGGCCAAGCCCUACUCCCUCUCCCUACUACAGAGAACAUGUUCGUUCUCUUCUGGGGGACAGAGGAGCUUCCCCACUUCAUCCCGUUGCGGGUCGGGGGGGGGCACAUUGAGCUUCCCUGAUCUCUCAUGGUAGGGAGACAGCCACCUGGAUCCUGUGCUUCCCUCCAAGCUGUGGCCCUAGAGGGUCCUUCUUGGCAGUUCUUGGUGCUCUGUGUUCCCAGGGGCAGGGGCAGGCUGGAGUGAGGAACCUGGGGUAGGGGAG